This is a messenger RNA of Cylindrotheca closterium, 282 nucleotides long. The record is from the annotation of a GenBank genome assembly. NCBI's taxonomy places the organism in Eukaryota, Bacillariophyta, Bacillariophyceae, Bacillariales, Bacillariaceae.
AUGUUUCACCCCAGAAAAGUCAAUCGCGUGCAACGUGCUCAGAGCCUGAAGCAACGACGGGGAGCGAACUCAUCUAGCGCUGAUGAGGGCUCUGGUGGGUUGGAUUUGGAAGUUGGCCCAUUUUGCACGCUCCUAUGUGCCCUUCUCAUCGUAGCAUUGGGAGCUGCCAUGGCGAUUGCCUUUUUCGCAGUUCAAAAACCAGAUUGUAUGAAGAAUUUUGGAUUGGAUCGGGCAUCGCUAUUGCGAGGAGCCUUCUCAUCAUCAUCAUCCAAAAGCGAAUAA